Messenger RNA from Dictyostelium purpureum, 5666 nucleotides. RefSeq lists its product as uncharacterized. The transcript has 2 exons. Lineage: Eukaryota; Evosea; Eumycetozoa; Dictyosteliales; Dictyosteliaceae. Bases 1 to 5565 code for a protein of 1854 amino acids. The record is from RefSeq and is a predicted model, not a curated record. Gene Ontology annotation, biological process: autophagy; COPII vesicle coat assembly; Golgi organization. Gene Ontology annotation, cellular component: endoplasmic reticulum exit site; ER to Golgi transport vesicle membrane.
AUGGAAAAUCAAAAUGAAUCAUUUUUCUUUGGGGAACCAGAUCCAGAUAGUAGUUUUUUUGAUUCAAUAGGAGCAGGUGACGAGUUACAGGUCGAGCAACAGCCACCACCACCACCACAAGAACAAGAAGCACCAGUUGAACAAUCGCAACCAACUGAACAACCUCAAGAAUCACAACUUGAGCAAACACCACAAAAUAUUGAUAAUAUUCUUGUUAGUGAACACGUUGUUAAUAAAUUAAGCGAUAGCAUAAUCGGUGAUAGUUCAGAUACCAAAUCAGAAGCAAUUGUUGAACAACCAAUAGUAGAGUCACCAAUAAUCGAAUCACCACAACAAGAUGAACAAAUAGUUAGCGAUAAUAAUAAUAAUAAUAAUAAUGGCAAUGAAUCAUCUUCAAUGGCCGAAACAUCAAUAGUCGAAACAUCAAUUGUCGAACCAUCAGUUGUUGAACCAUCAGUUGUUGAGCCAUCAGUUGUCGAAACAUUACCAACACAAGAAGAAAAACCAAAUGAAAGCGAAAAUAAAAUUGAAAACGAAAAUGUAACAUUAUCCCAAAAUAAUACUGAAGAAGUUAAUUCAACAGUCGAACUAAAUAAUAAUAUCAACAAUAACAAUAAUAAUAUCAAUAAUACAGAAUUAAAUAGUAAUAUUGAAAGCGAUAAAAAAGAGAUUUCAUCAUUUUUUAGUAAUACCGACGAUAUAGAUCAUAAUGCAUCAUUCUUUAAUUCUGCUUCGAGUGAAUCUAAUAGUGUUAAUAGUAUUGAAACAGGUUCCUUAGCUUCAGCCAUUGCUGCCGAAGAAAAAGAUGCUUCAUUAUUCUUUAAUCAAGAAACAACCAAUAAUAAUAAUAAUAACAACAAUAUUAAUACUGAUCAAAUAAAAAAACCAGUUAAAGAUAUUUCAUCAUUUUUCGCUACACCCGAGUUAGGUUCACAAAAUGAUUCAGAUAAUCUUUUCCAUUCAUUUAAUAUUUCGCAACCACAACCACAACCACAAACACAACAACCACAACAACAACCACAACAACCACAACCACAACCACAACCACAAUUACAAUCACAAUCACAACCAAAACCAGAAAAAGAUAUUUCAUCAUUCUUUGGUGGAACAAGUUCAAGUAGUAAUAAUAUAAAUAAUUCUUUUAAUAGCCCCGCAAAGCCACAACAAUCAGAAAAAGACGUUUCAUCAUUUUUUGGUGGAUCAAGUUCAAAUGGUAAUACAACAUUUGGAAAUAAUAAUAGUAGUAUUAACAGACAACAACCAGAAAAAGAUGUUUCUUCAUUCUUUGGUGGUUCAAGUACCUCUGAAGCUUCAUUUUUUGGUGAAUCUAGUGGUUUAGAUGAUAGUUCAAUGUUUUUCGAAAAUCUUAAUAGACAGCAAGAAGAGCAAAUAAAGAGAGAACAGGAGGAAAAGCAGAGAAGAGAAAGAGAAGAAAGAGAAAGAAGAGAAAGAGAAGAGAGAGAAAAAAGAGAAAGAGAAGAGUUACAAAAAAAACAACAAGAACAAUUAUUACAACAACAACAACAACAACAACAAUAUCAACAAAAUCAAUACCAACAACCAUAUGGAGGUUAUAACCAAUAUCAACAACCAAUGAAUCAAUAUCAACCGCAACCAAUUAACCAAUAUCAAUCUCCACAGCAACCACAGCCACAAAAUUUUUGGAAUCAAACACCAUUACCACUACCAUUGAAUCCAUUCCAAAAUCAAUAUCAACCUCCACAGCAACCACAGCCACAACCAAUACAACCACAACCACAGCUACAACCAAUACAACCACAACCAAUACAACCACAACCACCAAUGAAUCCAUUCCAAAAUCAAUAUCAAUCUCCACAGCAACCACAACCACAACCAACACAACCACCACAAAAUUAUUGGAAUCAACCACCACCACAACAAACAUCCCAACAAAUUCCAUUUUUUAAUAAUUCUCCAUCAAACUCUUUUAAUUCAAAUCCAAAUCCAUCACCAUCAUCCAACCCAGGUUCAUUUUCAAAUCAACCACCACAAGCUCAACAGCCUCAAAUUCAACAAACACCACAAAUUCCAUUACAUUCAUCAUCUGGUAGUCUUCAAACUAGACAACACCAAAGAUCAGAUUCAAGUAGUGAUCAAUUUUCCAGCCUUUUAAAACAACAAGUUAAUAUUAAUAACCAAGCUCCACCUUUACCAAUGGUUCCACAAAUUAAUAAUCCACCAGCUCAACAAAAUUUAGUAACACCACCACCAAUGCUUUCAUCACCACCAUUAAUGAUGUCAAAUUCAAAUCCCUCAUCAUUAUCUCAACAAAGAUCCUCACCAAGUAGUAGUGUUACUUCACAAUCAAUGGUUCCAAAUCAACCAGCUCAACAAAAUUCAGUAACAUCACCACCAUUAAUGAUGCCAAUUUCGAAUCCAUCAUCAUUAUCUCAACAAAAUUCAGUAACAUCCCCACCAUUAAUGAUGCCAAUUUCAAAUCCAUCAUCAUUAUCUCAACAAAGAUCUUCACCAAGUAGUAGUGUUACUUUACAAUCAAUGGUUCCAAAUCAACCAGCUCAACAAAAUUCAGUAACAUCACCACCAUUAAUGAUGCCAGUUUCAAAUCCAUCAUCAUUAUCUCAACAAAGAUCCUCCCCAAGUAGUAGUGUUACUUCACAACCAAUAAUGAUUCCAAAUUCAAAUCCACCAAUGGUUCCUGUAUCAUCACAACCAAUGGUACCAAAUAUUAAUAGUCCACCAAUUCCCAAUUCUUUAUUCCAACAAACUUCAAUUUCAGGAUCACCACAUGUUAAUAAUAAUAUUGGCUCACCACAUAGAACUAGCCAACCAAUCGGUAUUCCUGGUAAUGCAUCACCAUUAGAUCAAAGUGGUGGCUCAGUACCAUUUUUUAAUAGUUCACCAGCUAAUGGAUCACCAUCAACUUAUAACAAUAUGAAUGCUCAUUAUCACACUCCACCAGCUUCAUCAAACCAAUUUGUUAGAAACCAUUCACUUCCAGAUUUCUCAAAUCGUUCAGCCUCACCAAACCCAAGUCAUGGAUUCGUAAAUUAUGCUUACUCUCCAACACCAACACCAUCACAUUUACAACCACCACUUAAUGGUAAUAAUGCUCAAUUUUAUCAUUCACGAUCGACUUCAUGGAAUGAACAACCAAUGGCAAAUCAAUAUUUCAAUCAAAAUCAACCACAAAGACAAGUUGGCCCAUUAUUUACUCGUCCACAUCCAGUUAUUGCAUUUGGUUUUGGUGGUAAAAUUGCUCAAAUUAAAUUAAAUAGUAACCCAGUUUCAGCUGAUGGUGUUAAUUUAUCUAAAUAUUCGAUUCAAAUUACCCCAAUUAAAUCUUUAAUCUCCCACAAUACAUUUUACAACAAUGUUGCAACUUUCCCAGGCCCACUUAAUUCAUCAUCAUCAAAAGAUGCAGUUGGUAAAUGGAUUACCGAACGUGUUAAUGAUAUUGCUUCAGGUAAAAUUGAUACAUUGUGUUCUAAAGAUCUCGAAGCAUCUACAAUUCUUUGGGAGCUUUUAAAGAUUUUAUUAAACAAUUAUGGUAAUCUUUUUAAUAGUGUUCCAUCCGAUAAGGAUGAAAAAACCGUUGCUAAAUCGAUUCAAGCACUUUUAUUGGAUAACAAGAGUGUUCAAACACCAUUCCGUUACACUCCAAAAAAUAGUAAAAGAACCGAGGCUGAUACUAGUUUGUUAAUAAAUAGAAUUCAAACUCUAAUGAAUCAAGGUGAUAUUGUUGCAGCACAAGCAUUUGCUUUAGAAAACGAAGUUUGGUCACAUGCAUUAAUUUUAGCUCAUCAAUUAGGUGGUGAAGCAUAUAAUCGUACUUUAUCAACUUUCGCUCAAGCAUCACUUCCAACUGGCACUCCACUCAAAACUCUUUAUAGUCUUUAUUCUGGUACCACUCGUGAUCUUUUCGUAGAUAUCCAUAAUUCAAACCAAAGUCAAUUGCCAGAGCAAAAACAAAACUCUUUUGCAUUUUUAGAUAGUUGGAAAGAAAAUAUUGCAACUUUACUCUUUAAUGGAAAAGCUAAUGGUUGUAAGGUAAUAGGUGAAAUUGGUGAUUGUAUUUGGCAAUCUCAAAAGCGUAUCGAAGCUGCUCAUAUUUGUUAUUUAUUAGCUGACUACCAAUUUGGUCCACUUAACAAUCCAUCGUGUAGAAUUGUACUUUUAGGUGGUGAUCAUAAAAUUGCAAAACAUUUCAUUACUACCGAAUCACUUCAAAGAUCAGAAAUUUAUGAAUAUUCAAAAAUACUUGGUAAUUCACAAUACUCUUUACCAAUUCUUUUUGUUUAUAAAUUUGUUUAUGCAACAUAUUUAUGUGAUAUAGGUUUAAUUGAUUUAUCAUUAAAAUAUUUAAAUCAUAUUAAGAACUUAUUAAAAAAUCAUCAACAACAAAUAAGUAAUCCAUGUUUUAUUUAUCAAUUGGAUACAUUUGCAGAAAGAAUUACAUCAUAUUCAUCAAAUAAAAAACUUUCAGAAUCUGGAUCUUGGUUCCAAUCAAUUUUCAAUAAAGGUUUUAAGAUUUUAGGUGGAAGCAAUAAACAAAUCCCUACCCAUGGUUCAUCAGAUCAAUUAUUAACAUCUCCAAAUGUAGCCGCUCCAGUGGUAGUUACCAGCACUAAUACUACCCCAGUUAAAGACCAAUCAAAUUCAGGUUUCUUUGGUAAAGCAUCAACUCCAGUCCAACCUGCAACAGCAGCACAAGCAACAGCAACACAAUCAUUUAAGAGUCACAGUAAACAUGAUGAAGACGAAGAUUUAUAUAGUUCAUUUUCUACUAAACCAAAAGCUCAAGUUGCCCCUCAAGCCAAUGAUUCAAAUAAAAAUGAUUUAUCUAAUACAUCAGAUAAUAACACUGGUACUUUAUCAGGUAAUACUUCACCAGUCAAGGAUGACCAACAAGAAGCUAAACCAGGUUUAUUAGCUGGUCUUUUCUGGAAAAAGAAACCAAAGCCAAAGGAAAUGAAUCUUGAAACCACCUCUGACUUUUACUUUAACGAAGAAUUAGGUAAAUGGGUCGAAAGAGGUAAAGAGGCUGAAGCUAUGGCAGCAAGCCAACCACCACCACCACCACCAACUGAAUCAUUUUCACCAUCAACCCCAGAUGGUAUGAUGACUCCACCAUUCGGUAACUCAAGUCCACCAUCAUCAUCAUCGCCAUCGGCUUCAAGACAUUUACCUGGUGCCGCUGCUGCAGGUAGUGAUUCAUUAGCACCACCAGGUAUUAAUAAAUAUUCAUUGGUAUCCCCAGGUGGUCCAAAUACAAGAAGAAAACCAAGAUAUGUUGAUACUUUAAAUCAAACAGUUUAUACUGGUGGUUCUUUAAACCCAACUCCUUCAAAACCUGAACCACAAAACACAAAUUCAAAUGUAUUUACACCAUUCAUGCCAACUUUCGAUCCAUCAAUGAAUAUUGAUCAAAAUCAGCAACAACCAUCAAAUGCCCAACCAAUGAUGCCACAACCAUUAACUUUCGAUCCAUCAAUGAAUUACGAUCAACAACCAUCAAAUGCUCCACCACCAAUGAUGCCACAUGCCCCACCACCAAUGAUGCCACAACAACCACCACCACAAUAAAAAAAAAAGAUAAUAACAAAUAAUUAAAUUUAAUUUAAUAUAUAUAAAUUUAGAUAUAAUAAAAAUAAACUUAUGAAUGAUUAAUUUCAUUUUAGUUUUUU